AUGUCUUCACCGCUCAACAGUACGGUUAAUCCGCAAACCACACGACCACCGCGCGCGUGCGAUGCAUGUCGGACCAGGAAAACGCGUUGUGACCUGGGUGUAGACGUGAACGUACCAGAUUCAGCAUGCGUGCGCUGCCGGCGUCUUCAGCUGCAAUGCACUUUCGAACUGGCGGUCGGUAGGAGGGGUCCAAAACGAAAGCGGAUGCAAAAUGAUAUUGCCAGGAGCGAGCAUUCUGUCGCACCUGCUCCGAGUCCCACUUCGUUCGUCACUGUCCAGCAAGGCGCAUUUCGCACUGACACUGUUUGUUCGCGAGCGCUUUUACGAGUUAUGGUGGGCGACUAUCUUCUGUACAUCUACCCGUUAAUCCCUGUGGUUCACCGACCAUCGUUCUGCCUCGCUCUGAACGAGGAUCGUGAUAACUACGACGACGACUUCUUAGGCCUUCUCAUCGCUCUAUGCGCAAUCGUAGUUGCGUUGCUUCCAAGUAAAUACGAGAGCUACCGUAGGCUCGACUUGUCCAUGGCUCUCUCACGUGCCGUGAUGCUCGACCGCUGUCACGGCUUCCUGAUCGCUUUGCGUACGCCCGACUUUUUCGAGAAAAUCGGCUUUAGCAAAUGGGCAGCAUCGUAUCUGAUGGCGAUCGCCUUUUUCCAAGUCGGAAAGCCUAAUCACGCUCGUAUGAUCGAGGUGGAGAGCAUGCAGCUCGGGCGACUACUUGAACUUCACCGCGUUGAUAGAUAUGAGGAACUGGACUGUAUUGAGAAACAGCUGCGGAGAAAGGGCUUUUGGCUUCUUUUCUACGGUUACGUACAUUCAGAGGUACAGAAUUUUCGUAAAGAGAAGCUCUCUUUCUUGGAUCAUGCUACCAUGGCGACGACGAACCUCAAGGCACUCAUGCCUGUCGAAGUCGAAGACGAGCAUAUCUUCAAGCAUGAGACGAUCUCUUCGCCUACAUCGGAGGUGAGCAUGACUACAGGCUUCAUCAUCCACUCUCGCCUGUUUUGGCAAGCUAUUGAGAAUCCAUACGGCAAUGAAAGGGGCGAAUGCUUGUGCUGUCGCGAUCACUCACCUGCAGCGCAAGUGGCGCAUCUUGAACGCCGCUUGCAAGAUCUGAAAUAUGCCUUGGACGAUGCUCCUAGGCCCUUUCGACAAUACGCAUUGUCCGAUUUCGACUCCGCUUCACAUAGCCUUUCAUCCUCUCAACUGGGCACGCUGCGCGCUAAUAUUCAUGUUACACACCUCUGGCUUCAAAGCAUGUUACUGGAUCAGUUGGAUCUACUGACUUCGCCUGAGCAGCACUGGCACGAGCGCGAGGACAUAUCCACUCAGCUCCUCCACGUACUGCACAAUACUCCUCAAGCAGAUAUCGAGCCAAAUGGUCUCCACCUUGUCUACAAGGUGCGCGAUGUGGCAGUCGGACUACUCGCGUGCCCGUACGAACCACCCGAUCCUUCGGCAAAACGAGCCCAGGAGUAUGUCAAGGCGUUUACUGACAUCAUGGCUCGCCUAGAUGCAAGCGAGACAAUUAACACAGCUAAUCUUCAAAGUUGGAUUGAUACUGGACGUCAGAGUGUUUGA
Messenger RNA from Alternaria postmessia, 1581 nucleotides. RefSeq lists its product as uncharacterized. The record is from RefSeq and is a predicted model, not a curated record. Gene Ontology annotation, biological process: regulation of DNA-templated transcription. Bases 1 to 1581 code for a protein of 526 amino acids. Gene Ontology annotation, molecular function: DNA-binding transcription factor activity, RNA polymerase II-specific; zinc ion binding. The transcript has 2 exons. NCBI's taxonomy places the organism in Eukaryota, Fungi, Ascomycota, Dothideomycetes, Pleosporales, Pleosporaceae.